Daucus carota subsp. sativus is the source of this 1042-nucleotide messenger RNA. RefSeq lists its product as uncharacterized. Lineage: Eukaryota; Viridiplantae; Streptophyta; Magnoliopsida; Apiales; Apiaceae. The transcript has 6 exons. The coding region runs from base 36 to 671 and encodes 211 amino acids. The record is from RefSeq and is a predicted model, not a curated record.
UUUAAUAAUAUAGUGCAGAAAAUCUUGGCCUAAACAUGAUCUUUGUCGAUGAAUUGGGAGGUCGAAUUCAUGCAUGGCUUCCUGCACUACAAAUGCAACGCCUGGGAAGUCAUAUUAUUGAAGGAGAAACGUAUGAUGUGCAAAAUUUUGUUGUUCGGAACUAUACGGACAUCCAAAAUGGAAGAUGCUUCAGGAAGGUUUUCUAUAUCAGACUGAAUCAUAUGACUCAGGUUUUGCACACUGGAGCUGUGGAUUAUAUCCCGCAUAAUGUCUUCCAAUUCACAAAAUUGUCGGCUUUAAUGGCUGUGGUUGGCGAUGACCAAUUUCUCAUCGAUGUUGUUGGAAUACUGGUAGAGAUUCAGCCAAUCACUAGCUUCACAAACAAUAACAUGGAGCAAGAAUCAUGUAUUCAGUUUACAAUAACUGAUAUCGAGAAAUCUGCACAAGUGAUUUUCUAUAAGGAAAUGGCACAAUCAUUUAAUCAGGCCAUCCAUGAUGCCGUCCAGCAUCCAAUUAUAGUUAUAAUUUCCAGUUGUAAAGCUCAAAUGGUAACAGGUGAAGCAACCUUGACAAACUUUGAACCAACAAGGUUUUUCAUAAAUCACAACCACGAGGCAGUUGAAGAUCUAAGGGCCGCAAUAAGGUUUGCUGAAAGGCAUAAUAAUCCAUGAGAUUGAAAUUUUUUUUGCUAUUUUCGAAGGAUGAAUUCCUCAAGAAAACUGUUUCCUAUUGGAGCGAUGUCUAUUUGCUCUGCUAAACAUUUUCAUGUUUCAGUUUUUUUCAUAUAACCAAUGUAUUGUGAGUUUUUACUCCAAACAGUAUUUGUAAUCCCAGCUUCAGUAUUCUAAUGCAAACUGAACACAGACUGAGUUAGAAGGAAUUAUUACUCCUGUAAUUUGUUUGAUAAUUGUUGAAGCUUAUGCAGGAGCUAAUAACUUUGAAAAGAUUUUUUUGCAAGAACAGUAUGAAAUAUUGACAACUCAUUGGAAAGCAGUGGUGACAGAGAUAAAGCAAAAGCAAAAGCUGAAGCUGACUCUUCCUG